Alligator sinensis (Chinese alligator) is the source of this 576-nucleotide messenger RNA. Its product is annotated as hemoglobin subunit epsilon. Gene Ontology annotation, molecular function: oxygen carrier activity; oxygen binding; peroxidase activity. The coding region runs from base 34 to 477 and encodes 147 amino acids. The record is from RefSeq and is a predicted model, not a curated record. Gene Ontology annotation, cellular component: hemoglobin complex; blood microparticle; haptoglobin-hemoglobin complex. The transcript has 3 exons. Gene Ontology annotation, biological process: hydrogen peroxide catabolic process; oxygen transport. NCBI's taxonomy places the organism in Eukaryota, Metazoa, Chordata, Crocodylia, Alligatoridae.
ACUGCAGUUGCAAGCAAGCUAUCGUUCGCCACCAUGGUGCAGUGGUCAGCUGAAGAGAAGCAGCUCAUUACCAGCAUUUGGGGCAAGGUCAAGGUGGAGGAAUGCGGUGGGGAAGCCUUGGCCAGGCUGCUCAUCGUCUACCCCUGGACCCAGAGGUUCUUCUCCAACUUCGGGAACCUCUCCAGCCCCACCGCUAUCACUGGAAACCCAAAGGUGCGUGCCCAUGGCAAGAAGGUGCUCACCUCCUUCGGGGACGCUGUGAAGAACCUGGACAACGUCAAGGGCACGUUUGCCAAGCUGAGCGAGCUGCACUGUGACAAGCUGCACGUGGACCCCGAAAACUUCCGGCUCCUGGGAGACAUCCUCAUCAUCAUAUUGGCAGCUCACUUUGCCAGGGAUUUCACCCCCGCUUGCCAUGCCGCUUGGCAGAAGCUGGUAGGGGUGGUGGCUCAUGCACUGACUCGCAAAUACCACUAAGGCAGCGGGUGAUGAAGAGAUCCUGCUUCCUUCCAGGUCUGCUACAGGCCUGGAGAUGCCUUCUGGGUAUUUAUGGGCUGUAACAGUCAAAUAAAAACC